Messenger RNA from Molossus molossus (Pallas's mastiff bat), 1606 nucleotides. Its product is annotated as isoaspartyl peptidase/L-asparaginase-like. The transcript has 7 exons. Gene Ontology annotation, molecular function: asparaginase activity. The coding region runs from base 159 to 1103 and encodes 314 amino acids. The record is from RefSeq and is a predicted model, not a curated record. NCBI's taxonomy places the organism in Eukaryota, Metazoa, Chordata, Mammalia, Chiroptera, Molossidae.
GUCUGGGUCUUGCCGGUCCGGAGGCGACGGCGCGGCUGCUGCUGUUCUGAAGCCCCGGGUGCGCGGCGCGGCGGAGCCUGACCUCACCCCCCACGGCACCUCCCGAGGAGAGGGUGCCCUGCCGGUUCCGGGCCCUCUGAAAUCACGUCGUGGUCCUGAUGGCUGGGUCCGUGGCCAUGAACCCGGUCGUCCUGGUGCACGGUGGGGCGAGCAGCGAGAUCCCCCAGGACCUGGAGGAGCGGCUGCGCCAGGGCGUCGUCCGCGCCGCCACCGCGGGUUACAAAGUCCUGAAGGAGGGCGGGAGAGCGCUGGACGCCGUGGAGGCCGCGGUGACCAUCCUGGAAGAUGACCCCGAGUUCAACGCAGGUCACGGGGCCGUCCUGAACGCGGAAGGCACGGUGGAGAUGGACGCCAGCAUCAUGGACGGGAGAGACCUGUCUUCGGGGGCCGUGUGUGCCGCCCGGUGCAUCGCCAACCCCAUUCAGCUCGCGCGGCUUGUGAUGGAAAAGACUCCUCACUGCCUCCUGACUAGCCACGGUGCAGCGAAGUUUGCGUGUGCCAUGGGGGUCCCUGUAAUUCCUGGGGAGCAGCUGAUCACCGAGAGAAACAGACAAGACCUUGAGAAGGAGAAGCAGAAGACAGAUGCUGAGACACCAAGCCCACAGAAAAACCAGGGAACCGUGGGUGCCGUGGCCUUGGACUCCAACGGAGACGUGGCUUACGCAACCUCUACCGGGGGCCUCAUGAAUAAAAUGGUCGGCCGAGUUGGGGACUCCCCCUGCGUAGGCUCCGGAGGCUAUGCGGACAGCGCGAUGGGUGCCGUCUCCAGCACCGGGCACGGGGAGAGCAUCCUGAAGGUGAACCUGGCCAGGCUCAUCCUCUUCCACGUCCAGCAGGGAAAGGCGGUGGGAGAGGCUGCUGACACGGCGCUGGGCUAUAUGAAGUCCAAGGUCAAAGGGGAGGGUGGAGUCAUCGUGGUCAGCAACGCAGGAGACUGGGCGGCGAAGUGGACCACGGAGUCCAUGCCCUGGGCGGCCGCCCAGGACGGCAAGGUGCACUUCGGCCUCCACCGCGACGAAGCCCGCGUCUUCAGCCUGCCCUGAGCCCCGGGGCGGCGUCCAGGCCCCAGCCUGCAGGCGGGCAAAGGCCGGUGGCCGAGAGCUUAACCGCUAGAGCUAGAAAGGGAAGCUUUUGCGUCUGCUGCUCACCUGUCGCCUUGAUCGGCAGGGAUCUGAGUGCCCGGGAGGGUGGACCCCAAAGGGAUGAGAAAUGCCCACCGCGAGCCAGGGUAGGGCGGAGAUCGGACUCCCGAGCCCGACUGGAAUAGCUUAGAGAGAAGGCGCUGCCCAGGGUAGAGAGGCCUUUGGAACUGGGAGCCCACACUGCAGAGCACCCCACCCGGGCCUUCACGAGGGGCGAGGUGGGAGGAGUCCGCCGUGGUACCUGAGCCCGGCAGGGUGGUCAGUGCAGUGUAUUCCUCACCCUCUCUCUUCGCCCGUGAGCGGUCUUUCCGCUGUGACCCAUCUGCCAGGCUCCCUUUUCCCUGGAAAGAAACUGCUUAGCUUGACAUUCCAUGUGCCGCGAAUAAAGCAUUUUGAAAGAACAA